Cuscuta campestris is the source of this 2516-nucleotide messenger RNA. The record is from the annotation of a GenBank genome assembly. Lineage: Eukaryota; Viridiplantae; Streptophyta; Magnoliopsida; Solanales; Convolvulaceae.
AGUUAAAUAAAAAUUUCACUUGACAUUUGAAUAUGACAAUUACUUAAAAAUAUUAAAUUUACAGACUCUGGAUCGCGACCCAUUUAAAAAUAUUUUCAGAGUAAUGCGGAAGUACAAUAAUAAUCAAAUCAUGACACAUUUUAAAAUCUGUUGACCAAACAUUACCUGCCAUCCUUGCAUCUCUUCUGACUCAAUGCCCUCCGGGAAAGGGCUCGAAACGGUCGACCGUUUCGCGCGACGGUCGACCUUGGUCUUCAUCAGGUCGGAUUGGCGGAUCACCGUGACGGUCGACCGUGGUUGACUGGCAGUCGACCGUUGUUGACUUCUUCAGUGUGGCUGCGUUUGGCUGAGCUUCGGCGGUCGACCGUUUUAUCGACAGUAGUAGUCCGUUUUGAUGUUUAAUACGACGGUCGACCGUUUGCUUCGACCGUUUGGGUCUGCGAAACUUUCUCUUAAUAUUUUGAGUGUCCAAAAUACUUCUUUAAGUCUUUUAAACACCUCUGAUUGAAAUAUACAUAUUAUUGGGUCGAUUCCCAAAGUUUAUAUUACUUAUGUGUAUAUUAACUUUAUGGAUUUGGUGCAUUUUGGUCUUAACAUAUAGAUGACUUAUAUAUGCAUCACAUAUAUAAUUUGGGAUGAUUUAAACAUAUGGAUUAACAUAUAAGUUCAUGUACGUAUGUGAUGAAUGAUUCGACAAGUCUAACGCAAAAGUACAGACCUGGAAAUCAUAGGCCGAAACCUUACGGAUGAGCGGGAGUGGAAACAACAUCGAAAUUUGCCAACUUUGUCAUUCUCGUCACAAUUGGACAGCCUGCCGUAUUUUGGUCAUAUCUCCAUUGUUUCUUCACGGAAUUGCAAACCGUUUGAUUCUGUGGAUUCCUAAGAUUAAGGCUUAUAGAGUCUUCAACAAAUGCACCUUAACCGUUGAGGAAUCUCCUCAUGUUGUCUUUGCCAAAAAUGAUGCUCGCUUGGCGAGAAAGGUUUCUUGUGAUGAUCUUAUAGAUUCGUUGGAGAACAUCUAUCUCAACGACGAUGACGAAGUAGACAACUCAAAGGAAAGUCAGGAUGAAGAAGUAGAGCCACCCGUAAACGAGGAACAACCACAAGAGGAGGAAACGCCAAUGCCAAGGGCAUGGAGGACUUCAAAGAACCAUCCUCUUGACAAGGUGAUCGGUGACAUCAACCGAAAGGAGGACAAAGAAAGCGCUCCCGCACCGGCAAGAACGCCGCAUCCUCCUCAGCUCCUCCAUCAUCGACGCACAAGUACCUCGACGGGUCGUUCCUUUGGUUCAACGACCGCGCAGAGGCUACGAGGUUCUCGGAGAAGUUUGAGCACCGGGAAAUUCUCCCUCCCUGAUUCUCCACCGCCCGCUUCAUUCAUGACUCCAUUCCACGAUGAGGACGGAGCGUUGAUCUCUAACGUCAACGGGGUGGACAUUUAUUUGAAUGAGGAAAACAUUCAAAUCCUCACCGGGCUUCGUCGGGACGGACAGGAUCUCGGGCUCUACGUCGGAGCAGAAGGAGCGCGGUUCAACGAGACCGCCCUCUUGGAGGAAGUGGGCAUCAAAAACUUCGUCCCCACUCCCCAACAGCGGCGCCCUACGAAUUCUUCCAUGAGUCCCGUGUUUCGAUUCAUUUUUUAUGUUUUGACACGGAUUCUCAAGCCUAGGAAGUUCAAUCACACCACUCUCUCCCAGGAGCACACGAAGACAAUUCAUGCGAUGAUUCGCAACGCCAAUCUCAAUUGGUGUAAAUUUGUGAUGACUCACAUGUUCACCGCCACCUCCGACAAUCGGCCGCUCCCCUACGCCCUCCUCGUCAUGGCGAUUCUUGAAGAGUAUAACAUCAAAACCGAUGUUGGGCCAAAGAUAAAGGGGACAAAGCAUUGGGAGAUUGAUGAAUCCUCUUUCCACUCGGGCACCGACGAGACUCUGUUUCGACAGCCUCGUCCACGCCGCCAACCGAGAGCCACUGCCUCGAACGCCACCGCUUCGACCAAUCCUUCUCUCGCCGAGCAAAUGGCAGCCUUGACCGCCACUCUCUCUCGGAUUCACACCAACGUCUCCCAAACGGCCCAAAAUGUAAAUAUUUUGAGCCGAGAGCUUCACGGGUAUUUUGACUUUGUCAAUUACCCUUACGCUCAAAUGGUCCCCUACGCUCCUCCACCGAAUGUCGGGGGUGCACCAAGCGGGACUAAUAACAUUGGGGGAGAUGAAGAGGUGGACGAUGAGGAAGAGGAAGAAGAAGCCAAAGAUGAUGAUGAAGACGAUGAAGAAGAAGACAUUGACGAAGACCAACUUCUCAAUGAUCUUUCACCGGACUUCUAGAGCUCUAGCUCUAUUCCCUUCUCUUCUUUAUUCUUUUUAUGCUUUUUAAAUUUGCUUCCGUUAUGUACUCCGCUAUUUCCCUUAAUUAAUUAAUAAAAAUCUUUAUGGUUUUUGUUAUAAAAAAUCUUUUUGUUAAUGUCAAAAGGGGGAAGAUAAGGGCUAUGCAUAUAUUAAAGGGGAAUUUGUUUU